This is a messenger RNA of Uloborus diversus, 1559 nucleotides long. RefSeq names its product growth hormone-regulated TBC protein 1-like. Bases 93 to 1559 code for a protein of 488 amino acids. The transcript is spliced from 9 exons. The record is from RefSeq and is a predicted model, not a curated record. NCBI's taxonomy places the organism in Eukaryota, Metazoa, Arthropoda, Arachnida, Araneae, Uloboridae.
GUUUGAUGUUAUCAAUAUUAAAAAUUUAAUUGAUUUAGAUGUCCUGUACAGACUUUAUUUGUCAAUAAUACUUCCUAUUUUUGAAGGCUAUAAUGAGCCAGCCUCCACGACCUAAUGUUGAUACGUAUGGAUUUGAAUGGCCAAAAGACUUCAACCAUGAACAGUACGAUGAGUUCAUGUCGAAAUACGUAACAGUAUUAAGUCGGAGGGCUAAAAAAUGGGACAGAUUACUAAAUUCCAAGGAAGGAUUUCGUAAAAGCAAUAAAGUGAAAAGAUAUGUAAGGAAAGGUAUUCCUGGUGGUCAAAGAGCUGUGAUAUGGUCAAUCAUUAGUGGUGCUAAGGAAAUGAAAGAGCAAGACCCAAAUCUGUAUUCAACACUUUUAAAGACUCCCAUGAGACAAGAUUUUAUUGAAACAAUAAAUUUAGAUAUCCCACGAACAUUUCCUGAUAAUAUUUAUUUUAAAUGCUCUUCAAGUGAUUCAAAACAACAGCCAUUAAAAAAUGUGUUGCUGGCUUUUGCUCAUCAAAAUCCUACUAUUGGGUAUUGUCAGGGACUGAAUUUCAUUGCUGGAAUCAUGUUACUGGUUACUGAUAGUGAAGACAUGACUUUCUGGCUACUGCAAAGUCUUAAAGAAAAGAUUUUACCGGAUUACUAUACCAAAGAAAUGACUGGGCUUUUAACUGAUAUUGGGGUGCUUGAAGAGUUGAUUAAAGAAAAAGUUCCGCAAGUUCAUGAAAGAAUGGUACAGACUGGAGUGUCUUGGUCUAUGUAUGUCAGCAAAUGGUUUAUUUGUUUAUUUGCUGAAGUUUUACCAAUUGAAACUGUUCUACGCAUAUGGGACUGCUUGUUUUAUGAAGGAUCCAAAAUAUUACUCCGUGUUGCUGUUACUCUUGUUAUAAAAAAUCGAGAUAAGAUAUUAGCUGCCAAAAAUUUCGUUGAAAUAACUGAAGUCUUUAAAUCUCUUCCACAAAGUGCUACUGUCACAGAAUGCCAUACUUUUAUGCAGGCUAUAUUCAGAUUACCUGGUUCUUUUCCAAAAGCCCAUAUUUUAAAACUUCGUGAGUACUGUCGUCAGCUUGUUGAGAAAGAGCAAGAACACACAAAAAUACUACAGCAACAACAACGACAAAAGCAAGCAGAGGAAAAGCAGGCUCGAGAAGCUGCGUUGGAGUUAAAGAGGCAGAAUGAAGAAAAAGAGGCUGCAUUGUUAGCAGAACAGGAAAAACUCAAGCAGGAAGAAUCCGCAGAAGAAGAGAACAAAGAAAAUAGCAUCAGCAUUGAAGGUGGUGCUUCCCAAAUGCCUACCAGUAAUAACAUCUCUCCAUCUAAAGCUAUGCCCAAUGUGAAUGGAGAUAUGAACGUUACUAUUGUCAACCAGGAAGCAGAACAGCAUACAAAUGAAGAUAGUCAAUCAUCUGAUUCUGUUCAGAAUCUAAAGGAAUCUGUGAUAGCUUCUCUCAGCUUCGAUUCACCGAAGCAGGUGGCUAACGGGAAACAAGCUCACUAUUCAGAAAAAGUAUCUGAGUCACCAAGUAAUAAUCCUGAACCUCAUGUGUAA